Molecule: messenger RNA, 3904 nt
Organism: Thalassophryne amazonica
Lineage: Eukaryota; Metazoa; Chordata; Actinopteri; Batrachoidiformes; Batrachoididae
Product: RNA polymerase II elongation factor ELL
Exons: 12
Coding region: 49-1833 (594 amino acids)
Biological process (GO): positive regulation of transcription elongation by RNA polymerase II; transcription elongation by RNA polymerase II; snRNA transcription by RNA polymerase II
Cellular component (GO): transcription elongation factor complex
Molecular function (GO): cis-regulatory region sequence-specific DNA binding
Source: RefSeq, a predicted model, not a curated record
UGAGCAUGUCGCCAAAGGAAACAUUAGCGCUCAGGAGCAGCUGUGAAAAUGGCAGCGUUGAAGCAGGAUCAUAGUUAUGGGCUCUCUUGUGCCCAAAUCAAUAAAAACAACGCCAGCCAGAGUCUGUACUACGUUAAGCUGACUGACACCGCGAUCCGGACGCUGGAAACUUAUCAGAACAUGAAGACUUCACUAUCAAAUCAGCCAGCGAUUUGCUUCAAGGAGAACCAGGGGUCAAUAAAGAUUCCAGCACCGACCCCUGACUCCCCUGACGCAAUAAGAAUCUUCAGAUUCUACUUGUCCAGUGAUAGCAAAGAGAAACCACAGUCCAGCUUUGACUGCAUUCGCCAGGAGGGCAGGGACCACUUGGAGAGCAAGGGAAGUAUUCAGGACAAGAUCACAGUUUGUGCCACAGAUGAUUCCUACCAGACAACGCGGGAACGCAUGUCUCAGGUGGAGAAAGACAGCUGGAGCCGCUCAGCGAUUGAGAUCAAGCCGGGGCCAAGUAAAUGUGUGAAGGUCCAGAGGAAGCAGGGUCUAACUCCAGGCUCACGCAGCAGCAAGCACUCUCUGUGUAACAAGAGAAACCAGGUUCCCAGCCCUGUGGCACGCCAUCCCUUGAGGGAUCGCAUCAUUCAUCUCCUGGCGUUAAAGCCGUACAAGAAACCUGAGCUGCUACUGUGGUUGGUCAGAGAGCGAGCCAAUCCAAAGGACAGGGCUGAGCUGACCUCAGUGUUGGAGGAGGUCAGUAAGUGGAACCCAAAGGAUAACAGCUACUCUCUGAAGCCUGAGCUCUUCAAACACGUCCAGAGAGACUGGCCUGGCUAUCUGGAGGAGGAAAAGCAGCUCGUUCACAGGCUCCUGAGUAGGAAACAGCAACCACACGACAACAAGCAGUUGAAGAGUCCACAGUCCAAUCAUUCAUUACAUAAAAUUGGGGGCUCUCCUUCACCAGCCAGUCCUGUCAGGAAUCCCUCUGUGAAACGCCCAUUGCACUCAGAUCUGUCCAACGAUAGGAACCCCAAAAAGCAAAAGUCAUCAGUCCAGCCUGUGCCUCUGCAGACGCCCUCUCACGGAGUUCAUUGCACCAACCCCACUAGUAGCUCUUUUCAUGAGAGUAGUACGCCACAGAAUAAAAUGGAGUUUGAAAAAAACAAGAAUCCUUUUCAGUGGACCCCAAAUGGUCUUCUUUCACCACAGAAACCCAGUGGAACAUCUGUUCCUUCCAAACUGGAGAGUACUAAGCCAGUGCCCAGUCCAUACAGACCCCAAAUCCCACAAACUGAAACUUCCAUUUGUGCUGAUCAAGAACUGUCCAAUGUCCAACAUAAAACAAAGCACAAAGAUGAGGAGGGAGAGGAGCUAAGACCCGAUUGGAUUGAGACCAGUCCAGACCUGAAGCAGAAUCAAGAAAUUUUCAAAGGCCACACGGGAGAGAAACCAAUGGUUAAUUUAGCCUCAACGACUCCACUCCCCGACUAUGUAAAAAAAUACGGCACCAUCACGACACCAGAGCAGCGGCAGAAGUAUGAAGAUGACUUUGAUGCAGAGUAUGAUGAAUAUCGGGCUAUUCAUGACCGGAUUGCAGCUACUACACAGAUGUUUGUUCAGCUGAGCUCAAAGUUGGACACACUGCCUCCUGGAACAGAAGCUUAUAAGCGAAUGCAGGACCAUGUCUUGGAAAAGUACAGAAAGUAUCAGAAAAGGUUCCCUGGAUAUCGGGAAGAGAAGAAGAAAUGUGUCUAUCUCCAUCACAAACUGGCACAUAUCAAAGACAUGAUAGAAGACUAUGACCAAGCACACUGUUCUCCGAGCAAUUCGCCUUUACCCUGACCAGGGUGUGAUCGGACUGGACCAAAAGACUGCACAGCAAGGCCUGGAGUUUUUUUUUUUUUUUUUUUUUUUUGGCACAUAGUUUAUAAGAACAAGAUAUUUAUAUUGCAUAUUUUUAGUGUAAAAGAGCAAAUUAUUUGUUUCCCAUUUAUUAAAGAUAAUAUUUAUACAUAAUGUGUUGCAUUAAAUGGAAUUGCAGCCAAAAUAUAAAACUCAAAUUUGCUAAUUAGCAUCAUAAAUGUGCUCAAUUUAAAAUUUCUGAAAAUAAUUUGGUUUAUUUACCUAGUUGGAACUGAAAGGUUUAGACUACCGCAUUUACUCUAUUAAAGGUCCCCUCUCUGUAAAGGCCCCCUCUUUGUUACCCCCCCCCCCCACCCGGCAUAUUCGGCAUAUUCCAUGUAGUGAAAUUGUGAAUUCCUGAGAGAACAGAGUAAAAUGAAAUGGUCUUAACUCAUUGCCACAAGAAACCAUAAGCAAUCCAUGACGUUCACAAUUUGUGGAUAGUUUCCAGGACUGUCAUAGUUCUCCUCUGCCAAUGUCACCUUGUUAUCAGUUCUUUCAGGUGUUAAGCAACAUGGGUGCAUCGCUGGCUUGAUAUGUUGUUCCACAAACUUCAAAUCCCAGCCAUUCGAGGCUCUGAAGUUCUGGUUUCCAUUUUGCUUAUUCAGCUGCAGUGCCUCGUACUUCAGACCCUUCCCUAUCACGCAGACGCCUGCCGUUCUUCUUUCUUGGAACCAUUUUAGCAGCUCUUAUUGAAUGUCCUCAUAACACACUUUCCUCCCCCCACCAGGCGGCUGUUUUGCUGUUUUGGCCAGGGUUGCAACCUUAUCCUUGUUCUUACACCACUCCCGGACGUGUUUCCUAUCGACUAUGAAAAUCAGAGCAGCAUGGUGCUAUCUGUUCUCUUCUCUACUUUUAGCUUGAAUGCUGUCGAGUAGCAAAGUUUGGUAGAAGCCAUUUUCUGUAAUUGUGUAGCAGCUACUGCCCACAGAAAAACUUUUUUUUUUUGAGUCUGCACUGUUUCUCUUGCAUGCAGUACGUAUGUCCAUACGUACCGUAAGGCCGUACUGUGUACAGCAUGUAUGCAAGCACGUGCAUGCAAAUGAUCAUCAAUAACCCAACCCCCCCCUUUCAAAAAUUACAUGCCACCGGGGUGUUUAAUAGAGUAAAUUCGGUAUUUAAUUUUGAAAUGCACAAAAAAUAUUAAGUUCUAGGGAAGAAACAACUCUGGUGUAAUACUAAGCAGCUGACAGCCACCAGCAAAACUGCCUCUGCUAAUCAUCUCUUACUAAAAUAAAUAUUGGUCAAACAAUAUCUCAGCUUCAUCACCCCCACUCAAAAAAAAUAUAACCAUGUUGUUUGAUUCUCCCCUUUCCCAAACAGAUUGGCUUCUUAAGUGCUAACUGUUACAUUGUGUGCAGGAUUAACUACUGCAGGUGCCUUUUCAUAUGUACUGAAGCCAUUCCACAAUUUCAAUUUAUUGGUAUUAUGGAAAAAGAAAAUAAGCAGCAGUGCAACUAUAGCUUCAUAUUAUUAUGGAGCUCAUCUGCUUUUUCAAGAAACACCUGGUAAUAUGUAUAUUGGUAGUAAUGAGCUGUCAAAGCCAAGUAGCAUAUUUAUUUUGUCGAAUUAUUUAAACAUUUCAAAAGUGCAAGAUUUUCAGGACACCACUUUAACGGUAUCUUGACAUGUUGCAGAAAUGUGUACAAUGGCCUGUAUUUUAUUAUUUUUAACCCAGCAAACUGUUAACUUACUCCUUACAGCUGUGCAUAAUUGGUUUAUGGCUACUGGACUCAUAAAUGUGAAAUAAAAUGCUUUGUCUACAAAAACAACAAAACACUGCAAUUGAUAAUAAGGACAGAUUUCUCUAUUUAUUGCAUGAAUUGUGUUUGCUCUAUUUGGGUUUCUUGAUGUUGCUUAUUCAUUCUUUUCACACUAAAACUUAAAAGUAUGGUGAAAGGGAAAUGGAACAUUUUGCAAUUUCUGAUGGUGGAUACUUUAUCAUAUCUUCUGGAGAAGUGUUUUUUUUUUUUUUUUUUUUUUUUUGACAAAUGCGUUGUCACAAAAACUG